GCCGUCGUCUCAUUCUCUUUCGCUCGCCAUCCUCUUCUAUCAAAAAAAGAAAGGGGGAAAAUCACCCCGUUGUCCUCGCAAGAUUUUUCUUUUUCUCGCUAAAUUAGGAAAACAAGGAGGAGAGAGAGAGAGAGGAUGCAGCGCCACGACGAUCCCAAUCCCUUCGACGAGGAGCCAGUCAAUCCCUUCGCGAAACAAUCGGAUUCAAGCUCGAAACCUCGGUUUCCUGGGCUGUCAUCGCUACCAUUCGGUUUUGGCAACAGGAAUGAUGCUACUGAUGAUAUACCUCUUGGAUCGGUGAAUGGCUCGAAGGGUAAGGAUCUUGCUUCUUGGGAAGCUGAUCUAAAAAGGAGAGAACAGGACAUAAAACGAAGGGAAGAGGCUCUGACAAGUGCUGGUGUUCCUGUUGAGGAGAAAAAUUGGCCCCCGUUUUUUCCAAUCAUUCACCAUGACAUUGCUAAGGAGAUACCAAUCCAUGCUCAACGAUUGCAGUAUUUGGCAUUUGCAAGUUGGCUAGGUAUCUGUCUUUGUCUUGGAUGGAAUAUAAUUGCUGUUGUUGUGUGUUGGAUCAAGGGAGGAGGGGUUAAAAUAUUUUUGCUGGCAUGCAUCUAUGCUUUGCUUGGGGUCCCUCUUUCAUACGUGCUUUGGUAUAGACCUCUGUAUCGUGCUAUGAGAACUGAUAGCGCAGUGAAGUUUGGCUGGUUUUUCCUUCUUUACAUGAUUCACAUUGGCUUUUGUAUCAUUGCUGCUAUUGCUCCUCCGAUUGUCUUUCAUGGGAAGUCAUUGACGGGUAUCCUUGCUGCUAUUGACACCUUCUCUGAUCAUGCACUGGUUGGGAUAUUCUACUUGGUUGGGUUUGGCUUGUUUUGCUUGGAAACACUUCUGAGCUUGUGGGUGCUUCAGAAAGUUUACAUGUACUUCAGAGGGCACAAGUGAAGCGGAUGCUUGGAGAAAGUUCCAACUCGACCUAUUUCUUUUUCGUUCUCGUCCUUUUUUGUAAUAGAUUGUGUUCUUAAUACUUGGAUAUAAAAAGAUGUUUGGGUACAAAUUUACUUGUAUUAAUCCCUGUCGUUCUUUAUCUUGUGUAAAAAAAAUUUUGAUUU
Molecule: messenger RNA, 1103 nt
Organism: Asparagus officinalis (garden asparagus)
Lineage: Eukaryota; Viridiplantae; Streptophyta; Magnoliopsida; Asparagales; Asparagaceae
Product: secretory carrier-associated membrane protein 4-like
Exons: 12
Coding region: 136-936 (266 amino acids)
Biological process (GO): protein transport
Cellular component (GO): trans-Golgi network membrane; recycling endosome membrane
Source: RefSeq, a predicted model, not a curated record